GGGCAUUUGCAAAUGGCGGGUAUCUCUUUCAACAGCCGUAUGUUUGGCAUUUCUUGUGGGACCCUUAUCUUAUAUAGAUCCGCUUAAAUGCAUGUUCACUGAAAGUCAAGCAGUUUGUCUGGUGGCCAUCAAUUCUGCGACACAUUCACUAUCAGUUUACAGCUCUCAGUCACACUACUCGUCCAAGCAUUCCUCCUCUCCUGUCUCUGAUCUUCACCCCUGUAUCGGUCUUUCUCAGCCCUCAGCUGUUAGCCGACAAGACGAGUAGGAGGUGUCCAGCAUGCACUCCAUGUUGGUGAUGGUGACGUUGCCAUUUAAAGUGCUGGAAGAGCCAAACUCGGGUUCCGAUUCCAACCCGACUGAUGCAGUCAUCUUCGUGGGUAUCAGCUUGGUGUUAGGGAUAGCUUGCAGGCAUCUGCUGAGGGGUUCCAGAGUGCCUUACACGGUUGCUUUGCUAGUCGUUGGCAUUGGUCUCGGAGCCUUGGAUUAUGGAAAGCAUAAUCAGCUUGGAAAGAUUGGAAAUGGGAUUCGUAUCUGGGCAAAUAUUGAUCCUGACCUUUUAUUGGCUGUUUUUCUUCCUGCACUUCUCUUCGAGAGUUCAUUCUCAAUGGAAGUGCAUCAGAUAAAGAGGUGCAUGGUCCAAAUUAUUCUACUUGCUGGGCCUGGAGUGCUCAUUUCAACUUUUGUUCUUGGAUCCGUGUUAAAGCUUGCUUUCCCAUAUAACUGGAGCUGGAAAACAUCUUUAUUGCUUGGGGGAUUGCUGAGUGCUACUGAUCCCGUGGCUGUUGUCGCUUUGCUAAAAGAACUUGGGGCAAGCAAGAAAUUGAGCACCAUAAUUGAAGGAGAAUCCUUGAUGAAUGAUGGGACGGCAAUCGUUGUAUAUCAACUGUUUUUGCGCAUGGUUCUUGGAUGGAGCUUUAACUGGGGAUCAAUAUUCAAGUUUUUGCUGCAAGUCACCAUUGGGGCAGUGGCCAUUGGUCUUGCUUUAGGACUGUCAUCUGUUUUUUGGCUGGGAUAUAUUUUCAAUGAUACAGUGAUAGAGAUCACACUCACACUUGCUGUGAGCUAUGUAGCUUAUUUCACCGCACAAGAAAUGGCCAAUUUUUCGGGUGUAUUGACUGUCAUGACGUUAGGAAUGUUCUACUCUGCUGUUGCUAAAACUGCUUUCAAGGGUGACGGGAAAAAAAGUAUGCAUCAUUUUUGGGAAAUGGUCGCAUAUAUUGCCAACACAUUAAUUUUUAUCUUAAGUGGGCUUGUCAUAGCAGAUGGAUUUCUUCAAAGUGACAACUUUUCUAAAACCCAUGAAUAUUCCUGGGGUUACCUCAUCCUUCUCUACAUUUUUGUUCAAGUCUCCCGGAUAGUUGUUGUUGGAGUAUUGUUUCCACUUCUGAGGUGCUUUGGCUAUGGUUUAGAUUGGAAAGAAGCUAUUAUUCUCGUAUGGUCUGGCCUACGAGGGGCUGUAGCAUUAUCUCUUUCGCUAUCUGUGAAGCGUUCAAGUGGUAACUCAUCUCUUAUCAAUUCAGAGACUGGAACUCUGUUCAUUUUCUUUACCGGUGGAAUUGUGUUCUUGACGCUGAUUAUCAAUGGAUCAACAACACAAUUCAUUUUACACUUCUUAAAAAUGGAUAAGCUAUCAUCAGCAAAGCGGCGCAUAUUAAAUUACACGAAGUAUGAGAUGUUGAACAAAGCUGUGGAAGCAUUUUCUGACCUUGGAGAUGACGAGGAACUAGGACCUGUUGACUGGCCUACUGUCAAAAGAUAUCUUACAUGCUUAAAUGAUUUAGAGGAUGAUGAAAGAAUGCACCCUCAUUCUUCAUCAGGAAACAACGAUAGCCUACAUCAUCUAAAUACAAAAGAUAUCCGGAUUCGCUUUUUGAAUGGUGUUCAAGCUGCUUACUGGGGAAUGCUAAAUGAGGGAAGGAUAACACAGAACAUUGCAAACAUUCUAAUGGAAUCUGUUGAUGAAGCACUUGACUUAGUAUCUCAUGUGGCUUUGUGUGAUUGGGAAGGCCUAAAAACUUAUGUGAAUAUUCCGAAUCGUUAUAAGAUUCUUCAAACAAGUAUUGUCCCGCAAAAACUUGUCACAUACUUCACUGCCGAGAGAUUAGAAUUUGCGUGUUAUAUCUGUGCAGCCUUUCUCCGGGCCCAUAGGAUUGCAAGGCAGCAACUAAAUGACUUUAUUGGAGAUAGUGAAAUCACAUCAUCUGUGAUAAACGAAAGCAAAGAAGAAGGGGAGAAAGCACAAAAUUUUCUUGAAGAAGUACGGCUCACAUUUCCUCAGGUUCUCCGUGUUGUCAAAACGAGACAAACAACGUAUACUGUACUGAAUCGAUUGAUGAAGUAUGUGCAUAAUCUUGAAGAGAUUGGUUUGUUAGAAGAAAAAGAGAUGAUUCAUCUUCAUGAUGUUGUACAGACUGACCUGAAGAAACUCUUACGGAACCCCCCUGGAGUAAAGAUGUCAAGUGUUCGUGAUUUGAUAGGUAUAAAUCCUUUCCUAGGAGCCCUUCCUUCCACAGUCAGUGAGACCCUAGUUGGCUGUACCAAGGAGAUUAUGAAGUUAAGUGGUUCUACACUGUAUAGAGAAGGAGAUAAGCCAACCGGUAUUUGGCUUAUUACAAAUGGAGUGGUGAAGUGGACAAGCCGGAUUUCAAGCCAUAACCACCGGCUGCAUCCCACAUUUACACAUGGAAUUACAUUGGGAUUGUAUGAAGUUCUUGUUGGAAAGCCAUACAUCUGUGAUAUUGUCACUGAUUCAGUGGUUCGCUGUUGUUUUAUUGAAACAAAGAAGUUACUUUAUGCUCUUAAAUCUAAUCCUACAGUAGAAGAUUUCUUUUGGCAGGAAAGUGCUACUGUUCUUGCCAAUGUCUUGCUUCCUGAAGUUUUUGGGAAAGUUGGGAUGCCUGACCUAAGAGCUUUUAUUGCACGAAAAUCCACACUGAGUACAUACACAAGGGGGGAAAGUUUCGAAUUGGCUCACCAUUCUAUUGGUUUUUUAUUAGAAGGAUUUGUGAAGAGUCAAGGUGAAGAUGGCCAGUUAGUAUCCUUUCCUGCAGCAUUAUAUCCUUCUUGCGAAGGGAAAAGUUCAGGGAAAUCUGAAAAGGAAGGUGCCAGGGUAGACAGUUUUUCACAUCAACCACAUUGGUAUCAAGUUGAGACAAGAGCUAGGGUUAUCGUGUUUGAUGAUGUUGGAGCAUUUGAAACACACUCAAGCUCCCAUAGGAUUUCAUCUUCGUUUUUAUUACAUCCAGCAGAGCUCCAACUUAGAUCACUUAGUAGAGAUGGUGGGAGCCUAAUGAGUUGGCCCGAACAUUCAUCUUUGCCCGAAGACCAUUACAGUCGAGAAGGCACUUAUCGCCAGAAAAAUAUUCUCUCCACACCGUCAAUGCACCCAUGUAUGUUUGGUGGUAUGACAAGCAGCACCAAAGGGCCAAAAGACAAAAGCAUUACUUCUCAAAGUCUGUCAUAUCCAAGGAUUUCAUCAAAUGUUGCACGGCCUCUUGUCUCUGCGAGAUCAGAGGGAUCUUGCACCAUUUAUAAGCCUGUUGAUGUUCAUGGAACCAACAAAGAAGACAGUGUUACUAAAC
Messenger RNA from Cuscuta epithymum, 3584 nucleotides. Lineage: Eukaryota; Viridiplantae; Streptophyta; Magnoliopsida; Solanales; Convolvulaceae. The record is from the annotation of a GenBank genome assembly.